AUGGGCUUUUUAGUUUCUACAUUGACAUUGAAACUAAAUGACAACAAAUUUGAGGGAGAAUUGCCUUCGUCCAUGAAAAAUUGCAGAAGUCUUUUACUUUUUGAUAUUGGAGAGAACCAGUUAUCAGGGCUGAUACCUAAAUGGUUAGGGGUUGGACUUCCAAAUUUGGCUAUCCUCAUCUUUCGGUCUAAUCAUUUCUAUGGAAGCAUCCCAUUGGAGUUAUGUCAUCUAACACAGAUGCAAAUAUUGGAUCUUUCCAUGAACAACAUCUGGGGAAGUAUACCCAAAUGUCUUAACAAUUUGACAACUUUGGCUCAAAAAGGAUAUUCAAAUAUUCUAACCAUUAGCCAUUCAUUUGACUUCGCUGGCGAUGAUAAAGGGGGUGCUAUUUUGAAGUAUGACGAUGAAGUGUCUUUGAUAUGGAAAGGAGCCAUGUCCAAAUACAAAAGUACACUGGGACUUCUGAAGACUGUUGAUCUCGCUAGCAACAGAUUAAGUGGAGAGAUUCCAAGUGAAAUUGCUCAACUUUCUGGUUUGGUUUCUUUAAAUUUGUCGAGAAACAAAUUGACAGGCCAAAUAACUCCAGAGAUUGGAAAGUUGCAGUCAUUAGAUUCUCUUGAUAUUUCCAGAAACCAGAUAGAUGGUGCAAUUCCAACAAGCCUUGCUCAGAUCGAUCGACUUGCUUACUUGGACCUGUCAUAUAACAAUUUGUCUGGCGAAAUUCCAACUGGUACGCAGCUCCAAACCUUUGAAGCAGCUUUUGUGGGAAACCCUCAACUCUGUGGACCUCCACUACAUAAUUCUUGUUCUCAAGAAGAAGCAAGUCCAGGGAAAGCAAACUUGGUGAAUCAGGAAGAUAAGAAAGAGGUAAUGUCGAAACUGGGAGAUUACAUCAGCAUGGUGCUUGGGUUUGUUGUUGGAUUUUGGGGUGCUUGUGGCAGCUUGAUUUUCAUCAGGUCAUGGAGAUAUGCAUACUUCAACUUCUUCAAAGCUUUGAGUGAUUGGUUCUCUCUGAGGCUAGCUUUGAUCAGACGCCGGGCAAUGAAAUAA
Rosa rugosa (rugosa rose) is the source of this 1050-nucleotide messenger RNA. RefSeq names its product receptor-like protein EIX2. The transcript has a single exon. Gene Ontology annotation, molecular function: protein binding. The coding region runs from base 1 to 1050 and encodes 349 amino acids. The record is from RefSeq and is a predicted model, not a curated record. NCBI's taxonomy places the organism in Eukaryota, Viridiplantae, Streptophyta, Magnoliopsida, Rosales, Rosaceae.